Rhododendron vialii is the source of this 1287-nucleotide messenger RNA. RefSeq lists its product as uncharacterized. The transcript has 10 exons. NCBI's taxonomy places the organism in Eukaryota, Viridiplantae, Streptophyta, Magnoliopsida, Ericales, Ericaceae. The record is from RefSeq and is a predicted model, not a curated record. Bases 283 to 984 code for a protein of 233 amino acids.
GGACCAGAACUCGGUCGUGUUGUACUCCAGUGUAAACUUGGACGGAGUCCACCGCAGUAAACGACAAAAGGUCUACAGCAGCCCAAUCAGCAAUUCCCUGAAACGACCCUUCCCUUCCGUUCCCUUCCGGUUGUAGGACAACAACUCAUCCAUUUUUCAAAUUUCCUCACGGGCACACGCAAUCCAGAGACUCUCUCUCUCUCUCUCUCUAAACAUCGACCUUGAACUGGUCGGCAUCUGCUUCGAAACGAUCUUCCCGCGAUCGAUUAGGCAUAGGCUACAAUGCCGAAUUGGGAGCUCCAAGGCUGUUGCGACCGCGACCAGAAGGCGUUCCUCGUCACCAUCGGUAUCUACACUGUCGUCAUUCUCGUCCUAUGGAGGACCUUUUUACUGACGCCUUUCAAGCUCAUUACAGUAUUUCUACAUGAAGCCAGUCAUGCAAUUGCAUGUAUGCUCACGUGUGGCAAGGUGGAGGGCAUGGAGGUUCAUGCAAACGAGGGUGGGGUGACACAAACACGUGGUGGUGCAUAUUGGGUAAUCUUGCCUGCUGGAUAUCUUGGUUCAUCAUUUUGGGGGAUGAUUUUCAUACUUGCAUCCACAAAUCUUCUCACCACAAGAAUCGCUGCCGGUUGUUUUGCCGUUGCUCUGCUCAUUGUGUUCUUUGUUGCUAAAAAUUGGACCCUUCGAGGACUUUGCAUUGGUUUUAUUGUCCUCCUCGCUGUAGUUUGGGUUCUCCAAGAAUACACAAAAGUUCGCAUCCUUCGAUAUGUCAUUCUCUUCAUUGGUGUAAUGAACAGUUUGUUUUCAGUUUAUGAUAUCUACGAUGAUCUAAUAUCUCGGAGAGUUCAUUCCAGUGAUGCUGAGAAAUUCGCGGAACUUUGCCCCUGUCCUUGUAAUGGUGCUGCAUGGGGUGUUAUAUGGGGAUUCAUCUCUUUCGCAUUUCUUGGUGCAGCUAUUUAUCUUGGACUUGUCAUAUUGUCUUGAGGUUCUCGGACUUAGAUGGAAUUCUUCUUGAUAUUGUGGAGACUGGAGAGCACUCCUUUAUUCCAAUUAUUUCCUCCAUUGCAUUGCGUGUAUCAUUCUCAUCAUACAGCUUUAGGUUUCUAAUUCAUCUGAGAUUGCAAGUGUCCAUUUGCUGCGAAACACAAUGACAAAAAACUUGUAAUCAUCCUUUUAUCCCUUUCUCGGGUUUCACAUAUAUGACUUAUGAGUAUAUUGUAAAUUAGAACUUCGUUGAUUUAUUCCACUUUUUUAGAUAUGAAAAUUUAGUUGAAGAUUUCAACGGAA